AUGGCCGGUCAGUUCACAACGCCAGGGAAGCCUUUUCUACGAGAGACACGUGCUAUGACAGAGGAACCUGGUCCAUUCCUGCGUUCGGGUUCACGGCUAUUGCUAUUCGACUCAGACUACAUGCCGAGAGCAGCAACAACCGGUCAUAUGAACAACAAUGAGAAGGAAUCAGCUCAAGGGAGACGAUGGACGCAGACUGAUCAAGAUGAAACCGAUGCAGAGAUACGGAGAAGAGUCAUGAAGGAGCUUUGCCAUUCAUGGAUGGACAGGCUGCAGCUGAUCAGCGUUGUUACUACAUUCUUUGCGGCAACCGAGGCUCAACUUCUGGGGUUCAUUGCGCCAGACGACCACGACGAGGGACCAUUGGUACAGCAGGCCGCAAAUGCCAUUCUCGCUGGCGCUCUCAUCAUUCAUUUGUGUGCAGUGCGCUAUCGUCUGCGUGAAGCCAAGCGCGAAGAGCUCAAGGUCGAGCUUGGCGUAUCGCCGCUGGAUGGGUCUCGAUCCUCCGAUCCGCCCGUAUGGUCGGCGAAUCCGCACCUCGAACAGGUUGGUCCCUUCCGCAGAGGAACCCCGCCAACCCACCUGCUGGAGCAUUGCCACGGGCUGUGCAUGUGGCUCGCUGCGAUUGGCUUCGCCCUUGCGUUGACAGGCGUGCUGUGCUACUCAUGGGCGCGCCUCCCACGGAGCGCAAGUAUCUUUGCCUCAGUAUGCAUGGCUGUUUGCUGGGUUCUGGGAAUCGGUUCCGUCCUUGUCGUUAAAUUGUGA
Molecule: messenger RNA, 765 nt
Organism: Postia placenta MAD-698-R-SB12
Lineage: Eukaryota; Fungi; Basidiomycota; Agaricomycetes; Polyporales; Adustoporiaceae
Exons: 5
Coding region: 1-765 (254 amino acids)
Source: RefSeq, a predicted model, not a curated record